Molecule: messenger RNA, 2044 nt
Organism: Neltuma alba
Lineage: Eukaryota; Viridiplantae; Streptophyta; Magnoliopsida; Fabales; Fabaceae
Product: F-box/LRR-repeat protein 17-like
Exons: 11
Coding region: 35-1810 (591 amino acids)
Cellular component (GO): cytoplasm
Molecular function (GO): protein binding
Source: RefSeq, a predicted model, not a curated record
CCUGCCCAUCCUUCCCCGCCAGAACACUCCCGCUAUGCAACAACACCAGCCCAAUUUCGCCACCGCAGGCUCCGUCGCUCCCGCCGGCGCUUCCGGCACCAGCUCCGAUCACAAGCGCGGCAAAAAGCGGGGAAGCUAUAACUGUGGUCGCUGUGGUCUGCCUAAGAAGGGCCAUAACUGUCACGUUAACAGUCCCAUUCCUCCGUCUGCUGCGACCCCUAUCGAUUCUUCUGUAUCCACCUUUUCUGCCGUUUCCGAGUCUCCAACCCGUCAGCCGCCGCUCCGACAGCCUUAUUCGUAUCUCCGUCGGGCAUUGUCAUUCGAUGAUGCCGAAAACCAAACCGGCGGAUUCGAUCCGCUGGAACCCGACCAUCUAGACGCUGGAUAUCCAGAUUCUUUUAACGUGGAUUCGUGCGGGUGGCCAGUGAACAUUCUAUGGGACGUGCUGCGGAGACUGCCGCCGACGGGGCUUUUGUCGGCCGCGAAUGUGUGUAAAGGAUGGAAUGAUACGGCAAGAAGGGUGUGGAGGGCGGCGGAGGAGCUGAGGCUUAGGGUUCCGGUCAAAGCUCAGCUCGGGUUUGUUGCAUCGAUUUUGCAGAAGUGUACAAGUCUUGCGAGGCUCUCUCUUAGAAUGGAAAGUAACGUUGAUUCAACGAUGCUGGCUUGCAUUGCAUUCUCGUGUCCCAAUCUGGAAUUUAUGGAGAUCUCAACAUCUAAUGCGGCAAUCAAUCGUAUCAAUGGGGAAGAAUUAGGUCGAUUUGUUGCUGAUAAACAAAGCUUAAAAAUCCUGAAAGUGGAAGGCUGUUCUAAUCUUGGGGGUUUUGUACUCUGUUCGUCAAGUCUUACUACAGUCUGGCUAUCGGAUCUAUUCUCGCUUUCUAAGAUGGUAUUUAACUGUCCCCAGUUAAGAGAGAUUUCCUUGGAAUUUUCCCGCAAAGAAACUGAUAGCACUGAUCUCACCACUGUGGUUGAUGGUUUAGGAAGAAGUUGCCCGAAGUUGCAAAAUAUACAUAUAGCUUCAGCUCGGCUUUCUCAUGCUGCCGUGCUUGCUCUUACGGCUGCUCAGUUGAGGGGUCUGCGAAUGCUUUCACUUGUUCUUGGAUCUGAAAUAACCGAUGCUUCUGUUGCUGCAAUCACCUCCAACUAUCCAGAUCUAGAAUUGCUUGACCUCAGCGGAUCUAGCGUCAGUGACAGUGGCAUUGGAAUGAUCUGCAAUGUAUUCCCAGAAACAUUGUCAAGACUCCUACUUGCUCUCUGCCCAAAUGUGACUUCAAGUGGCAUACAAUUUGCUACAGCUCAACUGCCGCAUCUAGAACUUAUGGACUGUGGCAUGACCAUAUGUGAUCCUAAUUGUGAAAAUCGCAUGGCUGAUAAAAACAACCGUGAAUUACCGAAAGCAUCUAGUAUAAAGUUGCCGCUUGUGAACCAAAAGUUAAUUAUCAAACACAGCCGUUUGAAGAAACUCAGUUUAUGGGGCUGUGCUGGCUUAGAUGCAUUAUAUUUAAACUGCCCCCAACUGGAUGAUCUGAAUCUAAAUUCUUGUACAAAUUUGCAUCCAGAUAGACUGUUGCUUCAAUGCCCCAGUCUAGUAAAUGUGCAUGCAUCAGGUUGUCGGGAUAUCUUAGUAGGGGCUAUCCAAAGUCAGGUCUGCAACGCUUUUACUGCUAUGGAAAGCCUAUCACCUAGUAAACGACUACCUGAUGGCUCCAAAAGGAUCCAGGUUCCUUAUUUUCACAGUAGCGAGUCGCCUGAUGAGACAAAAAAGCGUAGGAGAAUUGAGAGACGGCUUUGUAAUGUGAUUGUAGACUGAUCUUUCCCUUGCCUUGAUUAUCCUGUAUACGUGUAAUAUCUUGUCAUCCAAUCUCCAAAUGCAGAAUCCCCUAGGUGCCGAAUAGGUUAAUUCUCUUGUUUGGGUCAGAAUUAAUACCCUUGAUUAUCCUUGUUGCCGCUACCUGGUGUUCAUGAUCAUCCUCGUGAUCAGCAGUCAGUGUAGACAACUCUGAAUGGCUCCUCAAUAUCUAUUAGAAUAAAUUAUUUUUUCGGA